This is a messenger RNA of Funneliformis mosseae, 279 nucleotides long. Lineage: Eukaryota; Fungi; Glomeromycota; Glomeromycetes; Glomerales; Glomeraceae. The record is from the annotation of a GenBank genome assembly.
UUCCUUAAUGACUCUACAAGUGUUUCUCCUUUGACGGUUGACAAAGUAAAGAGAUUGGACAGUGAACAACUUAACAAAUAUUUGAAAUGGAGACUGAAGGAUACUAAGAAUAAUAAUAAACAUGCAAAUAUUAUCACAGUAGAUCAAGAAGUUGAUGGUUCAAAUUUUCUUGAUUUUACCGCAGAAAAUUUUGAAAGGUGGAAAAUACCGAGUGGACCAGCUAAAGAUAUCGAAAAGGUGAUUAAUGAAUUAAAGGAGAUCUGCAAUAAUAUCGAAUAA